AUGGCGAAUGAUCCUACUGCGGCGGCAAUUCAGGACAAUGAUGAGGAAGCUUAUAAUUCUGCCGAAGAUGAAGAUUUCGAGCUAGACGCGGCACCAGACGACUCCGAUUUAUCCUCCGAUGCCGACGAGGCCGCAGAACCCGCAAAGAAGAAGCGAAAGACAACGACUCAAUCACACAAACAAGAAGACAAUGAUCUUGACUCUGGAGAUGAAGCCACAAUCCGAAAAGCGAGGGAGAAGAAGGAGAAGAAGCGCAAAGGAAAGAAGUCCAAAGGCAAACGCGCGCGCGAUAGCGAUGACGAUGAGGACAUUGACAUGGAUGACGACGAUGAGGGAGGAGCCGGAGGAUUCGUGCGAACACGCGCAAUGAAACAGCACAUACGAGAAGAACAAGCAGAGCGCAAACCGUUAGCCAAAAUCGAUGGCGCGACCGUGGAUGUAGAUGCCCUAUGGGAGCAGAUGAACUCCCCUCAAUUCCAAUACGGCCACAAACCACAAGCCCCCAAGGCUAAGAUCGCCCCCGAACCCGAGACUAUCGCACAGGCGAAAGCGCAAGACAAACCCGCCAUAGACACGAUGAAUAAACCGGCCAAUGCGCACGAGGAUCAAAUGAUCAAGAUCAAGCGCACAUAUAAAUUCGCAGGAGAGUGGAUAACCGAGGAGAAGGUGGUGCCCAAACACUCGGCGGAGGCUAAAGCGUUUUUAUCAAGUGGAGAGAAUGUCGAAUACACCGAUGAGGAUGUUGCGGCCGCAAGUGCCACUCUUAAUAUUCGUCGGCCCCUUCGCAAGAUCUCGCGAUUCGACCCAAAUCCGACUGGCACAAUCAAGAAAAGCUGGGAGAAGCAGAUGGUUUCCGAGGACAAAGAUGCACAAGGACCCAAGAUCAACACUGUGGAAAAAUCACGGCUCGACUGGGCUUCGUACGUCGAUAAAGCCGGUAUCAAGGACGAACUUGUCACGCACAGCAAAGCCAAGGAGGGUUACAUGGGUCGUAUGGACUUCUUGGGUCGCAUGGAAGACAAGAGGGAGGACGAAAGGCGGGCUGCACGACUCAAGGGCAUGUGA
This is a messenger RNA of Penicillium soppii, 1065 nucleotides long. It is a transcript of the gene swc5, whose product is annotated as putative Swr1p complex component (Swc5). The record is from RefSeq and is a predicted model, not a curated record. Bases 1 to 1065 code for a protein of 354 amino acids. The transcript has 2 exons. NCBI's taxonomy places the organism in Eukaryota, Fungi, Ascomycota, Eurotiomycetes, Eurotiales, Aspergillaceae.